AUGAAGCUCCUACAGCUUUGCCUCCUCGCCUCUAGCUCAGGGUUCCCCUUCGCGUCCGCAGCGAUCCGCCGCGACUUGAACAGGAAGAAUGUCGAGAUAGCCCAGCUUGACCACGACAGCCGCAUCGACCAGCGGAGUCAGGAGAUACUUUUCAAAGAACCCGGCUCCGACUUCGAGGACAUUUUCCGGUGCUCUCCGCGCACCGGGAAGCGUCUCACCUUCGACGCGGACCAGGAAUUCGUGGCUUGCUGUGCCCCUGGCCAGACGCUUUUCGGGAGCCCCGACACGGCAUUCGACUGCUGUCCCGAGGGCCACGAUUUAGUCGGAAGCGGACAGACCGGCUACAGGUGCUGCCCGGCAGGCCAGUCGUACGAUGGUAUCAGAUGCGACUGGAUAUGCGGUAACGGAAAGGUUAUGGUGGACGGCACAUGUGUGUGCCCGCAGGGAACCACGCCGACUGCGGACGGUGGCUGCAGGGGGCCGAUAGGUUGCGAUUCUGGCAUCACGACCGGAAAAUGCUACACUUUCAAGACGGAAAACGGCCAUACCUUCGGCUACGACAGCGGAAAGUUAUACUACAGCACAGCGGACCACUCGAACCAGCAUCGACCGGGGCGCUUCAAGAUCUGCGGCAACGAAGCUUGCACCAUAGGCCGCAGCGUCAACCCCAACGACCCGGUGCACAUCAAAGACGUGCAAGGGACCGCGGCCCAAAGCUCCGAGGUCCAAGGCAGCCAGUGGCUCAACGGAGCGCUUGACGGGAGCCACAUCGGCAGGACUUCGAUAUUCGGCGACUCGGGCGUGUUCACGCUGACGAAGUGGUCUUGCGGGAAGUACUGUCUCGGCGGCUUUGGGAAGGGAAUCAGCUACGCGUGUCCGAGCGAGACCCCCUCGAUAACGUUUACUCCGGACAGGCAGGCUUGCACGCCUGUUGAGAUUAUCGAAGUGCCCUGCGAUAUCCAUAGGGUCGAGAAUAACUGUAUGUGGGAGACGGUUCCUGGAAGCUGCGGUUCCGGGGAUAGCCACAGCUGUCAUUGUUCUAAGACUUAACCAUUCUACUCGUGAUUUAUGUAGAUAUAUUCAGUCAACUUCGGGCUGUGAUGCAUGGGCGGUUCAUAGUUGGGUAUGGGUUUUUUUUAUUUUUUAUUUUUUUUUAGUUACUUAGAAGGUAACCAUUAAUGUCGCAAGAGCUAAUAAGGUCUCUUUUAUCAGUAGCCUACUUGCCUACUCAUUUCAGCAUCUAUUGUAAUCAAAAGUUGAACAAUACUUAUACUCUUGUAUGGAAAAGGGGCUAGUUAAGCAAUUAAGAAUAUCAAAAAUAGUAACAUACCUUAUAGGAACAAAUAAUUAUGUUACAAUAUUAUUUCCAACGUGUAUACCUACCUCUGAGCAUCUACGAUGGAAUGUUUUUC
Daldinia caldariorum is the source of this 1412-nucleotide messenger RNA. RefSeq lists its product as uncharacterized. The transcript is spliced from 2 exons. The record is from RefSeq and is a predicted model, not a curated record. The coding region runs from base 1 to 1050 and encodes 349 amino acids. Lineage: Eukaryota; Fungi; Ascomycota; Sordariomycetes; Xylariales; Hypoxylaceae.